Branchiostoma belcheri (Belcher's lancelet) is the source of this 2420-nucleotide messenger RNA. RefSeq lists its product as uncharacterized. Gene Ontology annotation, molecular function: protein binding. Gene Ontology annotation, cellular component: plasma membrane. NCBI's taxonomy places the organism in Eukaryota, Metazoa, Chordata, Leptocardii, Amphioxiformes, Branchiostomatidae. The record is from RefSeq and is a predicted model, not a curated record. Bases 1 to 1722 code for a protein of 573 amino acids. The transcript is spliced from 5 exons.
AUGAAAGUAAGUUCAAUGUCUUUGUUGUUUACUUUGGGAUUUUUGUGGACAAGAUGUUUUUGUUUACCGGAAAACUGUGAAGUCAAUAAUGUUAUGUCCACUUCUUUGGUGGACUGUACCAAACUGGGUCUGGUCACGGUUCCUAGUGAUAUACCGUCCACCACUGUGAGGUUCGAUAUCUCGUUCAACAACAUCAGAAACGUUACGUAUCUGCCGCCACUGCCCAAACUGUACACACUGGACCUGAGCUAUAAUUCUAUUGAAAGUGUGUCCUGGAUGUCUCUGCGGACUUUGCCAGCUUUGGCCAUUCUUGAGCUACAAGGGAACCAACUGAAGUACGUAAAGCUCGACAUCGUUAUUGCGCAUCUCCCGAAACUGAAAUCUGUAAAUCUAAGUAUGAACAAACUUGCAUCCUUCUCGUCGUACGCGCUGGGAUGGCCACAGGUGACCGAAGUAUUAAUCUACAAUAACCCCUUUCACUGUGACUGUGAUCUUUCCUGGCUGAUUGUGAAAAUGGCGUGUUUACAAGCCUGUAAGGGAAAAGAUGGACAGACCUGUUGUUCUUCAUGUAUGGCCUGUUUUCUUCAUAUCCGUUUACCCGGAUAUGAAAAUAUAAUUUUUGACUGCAAAAGUCCGAGUCAGCUGCGUGGACGGCAUUUUUCCACUGUGUCCACCCAGCUGACGGACUGUGGAACGACCCACCAAGCCGAGACCAAACUACAGAGCACAGAAAGUGUCACCUUUCUCACCAACGGUUCUAUAAAGAACAACAUACAGUCCCCAUUUGUGACGAAAGAACCAAGCUUGAUUGUGCCACCGAUAGGAAACACUUUGUACAACGAAACUGUUGCAGAAGGCUCCAACUCCAGACAACCAGGUGCACACCAACCUCCCAUUCAGUUAGAUCAGAUCGUGCCACCGAUAGCAAACAUUUCGUACAACGAAACUGUCGCAGGGGGUUCGAAUCCCAGACAGCCAAUUGCACAUCAAAUUACAUCGCCGAUAGUAAACUCCUCGCACCAGUGCACCUCUACAAGAGGCUUGCAUGGCGGACAUUUGGGUACCUCUGGUGAAAACCAGAAUACACCAUCGGUAGAAAACUAUGAAAACUACUCUACAGAAGGUCAGGAACAUCUUUAUGAGAAUGAUGACGAUGAUGGAAAACAUGAAAACCACCCUGCAGAAGGGCAUGUUGCUGGCCAGACUAACCUGACGUGUUACAAAUGUCAGGCGCUUCACGGUGACGAUGAUUUCUACACCUGUCUUCAAAAUCCUUUCUCGAGCUCAGUAGAGAGGGAAAACUGUACCGAUGAUAAGGAUACAUGUCAGGCUACAGUAUUGAACUCUGACUCGUUUUACGUCGUAAGGAGACGGUGCGCAACUGCCUUGGAUUGCGAGGAGGCCCAAAAUGGCACUACACCAGAAUACGGCCAGUGUUGCCAAAACAACACCUGCAACGACAGGCUCUUUGACGUAACAACCACCCCACCUCCAACCACUACAGUGAGGACAACGACGCUGCCACUAACCACAGCUAUUCUAGUGACUACGAGCACAUCUUCCAGCUUAACAACGCAGGCGGAGGGCCAAACUGGGGGCAUGAGCGCCGGAGUGAUCGCAGGAUGCAGCGUGGCCGGUGUCGCUGUGCUGUUGAUGGCGGCUGGCGCCAUCUACUACAUAAAGCACAGAAAAGAAAAGCAAGACUCCGUUACUGCAUUGUAGAACCAGUAUAAGCUGGUUCACGGUUGAACUGCGCAUUCAGAUGGUCAAAGGUGAAAGCUCUUAGGUCAUAGGGUCAAAGGCACCAUUCUUACUACCAUGUCUAGACGAAUUUUGUUUCUGACUCAGGGGCCUUUAAGUUUGACAUAUACUAUAACUCACAAUGCAUCACAUUGUUCAUGUGAAAGAAACACAUAAGAAACACGAAACGCACAAUACAACUUAACUAGAAAUACUGGAAUCGUCUUUAUUGUAAUAUAAUUGUAAAGAUUAUUGUAUGAGUUCGUCACGGUUUAACAAGUACACACUGUAUAGUGUAAUGUUAUGUAUUAUGUUUCAAUUGAGGUUUCUACUGGUAGUUGAGUUGUGUUGUAGUGUGACUGAUUUUAUGGAUGAAGUUUUUAUGCACGUACAAUUAAGAAGCAAUCUUAAUUGCAAACGUAAGCCUGCAUAACACUGUGGCAAUGACCAGCAACUAUUGUAAAAUUUUACAAUAGUUGACAUAGUUGAAAAUAGCUGUUUCGGCAAUGGAAGACGACCACAAGUUAAGACGUUUAUUACCUUACCUUACCUCGAAUAUGCAUGCGAAUUUAGUUAUGACUUCAUGCGUAGAUAUAUAGCGUUUGUUGUACAUGUAAUAUGAAUUAUUGUCGUAUUUGUGUGAAAUUUUACUUUGUAACCUGCAAAAAUACAGUCACUGA